Messenger RNA from Pseudopipra pipra, 1797 nucleotides. RefSeq names its product DnaJ heat shock protein family (Hsp40) member C24 (gene DNAJC24). The transcript has 5 exons. The record is from RefSeq and is a predicted model, not a curated record. Lineage: Eukaryota; Metazoa; Chordata; Aves; Passeriformes; Pipridae. Gene Ontology annotation, molecular function: ATPase activator activity; ferrous iron binding. The coding region runs from base 142 to 579 and encodes 145 amino acids. Gene Ontology annotation, biological process: positive regulation of ATP-dependent activity.
AACCGAGGCGGCCUGGCCGCUGUUCUCCCGCCGAGCCGCGGGCGGGUUGUUUCCCGCCGGACGAGGUGCGCGGGGCACGCGUCCGGCAGGCGCGGCGGUGCGGGGCAGUGCUAAGAAGGCAAUUUCAAAGGCAGUGAGGGAAUGGCCUUUGGAAGGACACAGAAGGAUUGGUACAAGAUCCUGGGAGCCAAACCAUCGGACAGUCUGGCAGAGCUGAAAAGGAAGUACCAAAAACUCGCCUUAUUAUAUCACCCAGACAAGCAGGAGGCAGAUGUGCCGGCAGGAGAAGUGGAGGAGCGCGUGCAGCGGUUCAUGGAAGUUGACCAAGCGUGGAAAAUUCUAGGGAACGAAGAGACAAAAAAAGAGUAUGACCUGCAGCAGCGUGCAGAUAACCUGACAAAAGAAUGGCCACUUUAUGAACAAGUUUACCUUGAGGACAUGUCCUGGAAUGAAGAUGAACAACUCUACACUCUCUCCUGUCGAUGUGGUGGGAAUUACAGUGUCUUCAAGAGUGAAACCAAAGAUGUGUCUCUGGUUUGUUGUGACACAUGUUCACUUGUUAUCGAGAUCCUUCAGUGAUUGUUUAAAUGAAGCUCAUUAACUGUUACAAACUUUUCUAAAGCCUGGACAAACAAGUGGCAGCAUCUGCUGAGGAAAUCUAUGUUAAAGAAAAGGGGGGCACUACAAGAACAAGGCUUAAAACUGUCAAGUGCCCCUUUGCUGACACAGACCUGCAGACAUGAAGGUUGGCUGGUUUUUCCUUCUGAAGCCAAAGAGCUCGUUACUAAACACCUCCAAAGCAGAACACCGAGUUGUUUAGCACUGGAAUGUAUCUCAUGAUCUAAACAAUGUUUCUUUUCCAGCAAACAACAAAGUAGAUCUUUCCAUUUCAGCCUCUAUCAGCUGUCCCUUGGGCCCUUCCUCUGAGGUUAAAUCCUUUCGGCAGCUCAGAUGACAAAACUCAAUCAGGAGGCAUAAAUGUGAGAAUGCUUUGAAGAUAAUGAAGAGCAAGGUGCAGGAAUGGGAAACAGGAACAUGUUCUAUUUAUAAGCUAAAUAUUUAACCUCAUUAAAUCCCCUCAAGGACUGAACCCAGGAAAGAGGGGCAGAGGCUCACACACGGAACAGGCUGGUUGUCCCAGUGCUGAGGAGCAGGUCCAGUGGCUCUGCAUCCACACCACCUUGUCAGCUUGGAGCAGAGCACACUUUGGAGUGAGUCUCUCCCUCAUCUGAACAAAUGGAACCAGGAAGUUGUGCUCUGACCCUACUGGACAUACAAUCCACUGGGCAGGGAAAACCCUACAAACCACCUGUGAGUGACCAGCAGAUCCAGAAUCCCCCUGGUGUUCAGUUCCAAUCCUGGCAUGCUGAUGUAGGGAGAGUCUGUGUGGGGCUCUGGCUGGGGGACAACACUGUGCCUUUUUCAUCCCUUGGUAAGUCAGUGCUAACCUUGGCUUGUAGUAAAAACCCAAAGCUUUCUAAUAAACACAAGCACUGACUGUGACUCACCAGGGAAAGCACGAAGCCUGUCAUUUUUGGUGAUGACAGCACUGUAUCAUUCCCACUUUCAAGUUAAGAUGUAAUCUCAGAAAGAGACAUCUCUGUCAAGUAAUAUCUGUGUUUAUUCUAAACAAAAAUAGUUCCAUCAAUUUUAGUAGAAAAUAUUAGGAAAACCGGCAAGAGUAACUUAAAUCCUUUAAUCGUCAAGAAAUCUGUGGCCGUUGGGGCUUGCACGGAGAAAUCCAAAGUCAUUCAGAGGCCAAAGCUGUAAAAUAAAAUACAAGAGAUUUUAAUCACA